AUGACCCCCCCACCCAAACCCCGAGAAAAAGACGCCCAAACCUGCGGCAACCGAGGCCCCUGGGCCGAACCCUCGUGGUACAACUCCCUCUCCUCACCCUACUACACACACACGCACCGGCACCUGCGCAACACGCUGCGCGCCUACAUCGACACCCACAUCAAGCCGUACAUGCUGGAGUGGGAAGCCAAGGGUGAAGCCCCGCUGUCCGCCCGCCUGGCGUGGGCCAGCUCCGGGUUUGCGUUUACAGAGGUGCCGGCGCAGUAUCGGCCGGCGCAGGUGCCUGGCCCUGCGGGGAUACCGGCGGCGCAGCUGGAUGUCUUUCACUUAAUGGUCUUGGCGGAUGAGGGCGCGAGGAUGGAGGGCGGGUUGGGCACGGCGUUGGGGGGCGCGAGUGUGAUUGGGGUGCCGCCUGUUGUGGAGCAUGGGAGUGAGGAGCAAAAGGCGAGCUGGUUGCCUGGGCUGUUUACGUGGGAGACGAGUUUUGCAUUGGGGAUUACGGAGCCGAGUGGGGGGUCUGAUGUUGCGAAUAUCGAAACCACGGCUACGAAGAGCCCGGAUGGCACGCACUACAUCGUCAACGGGUACAAGAAAUGGAUCACCGGUAUGCCAUGGGCAACACACAUGACCACGGCCGUCCGCACCGGUGGCCCCGGCAUGACCGGCAUCUCCGUGCUCGUAAUCCCCACCUCGAGCCGCGGCCUCACCCACCGACGCAUCGCCAACAGUGGGCAAAACAGCGGGGGCGCCUCCUUUGUCGAGCUCGACAACGUGCAGGUACCGGUAGGCAACCUGCUGGGCGAAGAAAACAAGGGCUUCCGCAUCAUCAUGAAGAACUUCAACAAAGAGCGCUUCCUCAUGUCCAUAGGCUGCAACCGCAAAGCAAGAACCUGCCUCUCCGAAUCCACCGCCUACGCCCACACCCGCCACACCUUUGGCAAACCCCUCGUCUCCAACCAAAUCAUCGCCCACAAACUCGCCACCAUGGCCCGCUACAUUGAAAGCCACUGGGCCUGGCUCGAGCAACUCGCAUACCACAUUCAGCAGUCCCGCGACGGGUGGCAGGACGCCGAGAUAGCCGGCCAGAUUGCGCUGACCAAGGUGCAUGGGGGCCGCAUCUUGGAGAUGGCAAACCGCGAGGCGCAGCAGAUUUUCGGGGGCGCGGGCUAUCAGAAGGGCGGGCCGGGGGCGGUGGUGGAGCAGAUGAGUCGUGAUUUGAGGAUGAUGGUGGUGGGUGGCGGGAGUGAGGAGAUUAUUGCCGAUUUGGCGCUUAGACAGGAGACUGCGCUGGCGAAGAGGAGGGGCUGGAAGCUUUGA
Molecule: messenger RNA, 1317 nt
Organism: Plenodomus lingam JN3
Lineage: Eukaryota; Fungi; Ascomycota; Dothideomycetes; Pleosporales; Leptosphaeriaceae
Biological process (GO): fatty acid beta-oxidation using acyl-CoA dehydrogenase
Cellular component (GO): cytoplasm
Molecular function (GO): flavin adenine dinucleotide binding; acyl-CoA dehydrogenase activity
Source: RefSeq, a predicted model, not a curated record